AUGGCCAGCUGCAGUGUGACGCCGGAGCAGGAGCUGCAGAUCAUUCAGACCAUUUUGGCGCUCCGCUCUCUCGGCGACACGACGUCAAGUGAGCGGCUGCGCCAAAAAGUGCGUCGCUGUCUGCAGGAGUCAACAGACGACGAAGCGGCCGUGGCGACGGCUGAUCAGCUGCUACGCCGUUACAAGAAAAUAGUGAAGAAACUUGACGGCUCGUACGAGAUGGAGCGGGAACUGAAGAAGCGGCGCAGUGAGAUGGAGAUGCGGCGGGCGUCGCGGUUUGUCGAUGAUGAGGCGGAGAGCGGUGACGACGACGAGGACGAGGACGAGGACGAUGAGGAGGACAAUGAGGGGGAGAAGCCGUGA
This is a messenger RNA of Trypanosoma cruzi, 363 nucleotides long. RefSeq lists its product as uncharacterized. The coding region runs from base 1 to 363 and encodes 120 amino acids. The transcript has a single exon. NCBI's taxonomy places the organism in Eukaryota, Euglenozoa, Kinetoplastea, Trypanosomatida, Trypanosomatidae. The record is from RefSeq and is a predicted model, not a curated record.